Paraglomus brasilianum is the source of this 193-nucleotide messenger RNA. The record is from the annotation of a GenBank genome assembly. NCBI's taxonomy places the organism in Eukaryota, Fungi, Glomeromycota, Glomeromycetes, Paraglomerales, Paraglomeraceae.
AUGAAAUUGAAAGCAAUGAUGAGAUUAGAAGUCAAUGGGAUUGAAAGUAAUGAUGAGAUUGGAAGUAACAAUGGGAUUGAAAGUAAUGAUGAAAUUGAAAAUGACAAUAAGAUUGGAAGUAACAAUGGGAUUGAAAGUAACAAUGAAAUUGAAAAUGAAUAUGAAGAUGCUUUUGCUGCAGAUGAGACAGAAG